AUGCCGGCAUCGAACGCAGCAGCGCCCUCGCCUUCGCCGGCGCCGGCGGCUUCAACGAGCCAGGCUUCUGCGGCCGCCUCAGCCACAGAAAAACCGUCGUCCUCGUCUCACGCCGAGUCUUCCCCGAGUGCGCCGGCCUCCGGCACGCCGACCACGUCGGCUUCUGCGUCUGCCUCGACUGUCUCGCCCUCUCCCUCUGCAGGCGGUGCGUCGACUCCUGGCUUGAUCGCAACCUCCACGAUUGCGCGGAAACGCUUGGCGCAGGAGCGCGCGGCGUGGCGCAGAGAUCACCCCCCGGGGUUUUCUGCGAAAUAUGCGCCCAUGGCGGAUGGAAAGGGUGGUCAGGACAUCAUGAAGUGGCAGUGCAAAAUUCCAGGGAAAAAAGGCAGCAUUUGGGAGGGCGGCGAGUAUCUGCUGACCAUGGACUUCAGCGAGGAGUACCCCAGCAAGCCGCCAAAGUGCAAGUUCAACCCUGUCCUCUUCCACCCCAACAUCUACCCUUCCGGCACGGUCUGUCUCUCAAUUCUGAACGAAGACGAGGACUGGAAGCCCUCAAUCACCAUCAAGCAGAUUCUGUUGGGAAUUCAGGAUCUCCUGGACGACCCGAAUCCGAACUCGCCAGCUCAGGCCGAGCCGUACAUGCUUUUCUGUCAGAACCGCGAGGAGUACAACCGCCGCGUCAAGCAACAGGCGCUCAAUAUGCGGCCGAGAGACUGA
Messenger RNA from Besnoitia besnoiti, 717 nucleotides. Its product is annotated as ubiquitin-conjugating enzyme subfamily protein. Gene Ontology annotation, cellular component: nucleus. Bases 1 to 717 code for a protein of 238 amino acids. Gene Ontology annotation, biological process: protein sumoylation. The transcript is spliced from 3 exons. NCBI's taxonomy places the organism in Eukaryota, Apicomplexa, Conoidasida, Eucoccidiorida, Sarcocystidae. Gene Ontology annotation, molecular function: SUMO conjugating enzyme activity. The record is from RefSeq and is a predicted model, not a curated record.